Messenger RNA from Synchiropus splendidus (mandarinfish), 4104 nucleotides. It is a transcript of the gene ubxn11, whose product is annotated as UBX domain protein 11. The transcript is spliced from 14 exons. NCBI's taxonomy places the organism in Eukaryota, Metazoa, Chordata, Actinopteri, Syngnathiformes, Callionymidae. Bases 1414 to 2802 code for a protein of 462 amino acids. The record is from RefSeq and is a predicted model, not a curated record. Gene Ontology annotation, biological process: proteasome-mediated ubiquitin-dependent protein catabolic process. Gene Ontology annotation, molecular function: ubiquitin binding.
UUUACGGCUGUUUUUCGGUCAAAGUGGCAGCCUUUAUGCUCGCUUCCAUAAAGGAUCCGACUAGUGCGACUAGUGUGCAUCGAGUGUUUCGGACACACAUCCCGUCGUGGACCGGGACCCUGAAGGCCACGCCGACACUCACUCGUCUCCCUCCAGCAGCGACUCCUCCGCGGUCACCUGAACGCUGCUGUCCGGCUGAGCCUCGACGUUUUGGAAGCAAGUCGCCAACCUUUCGUCGAAUUCAGUCGCCAGGUCCCCUAGAGGCGUGAAGUCCUGGUCCUCCGCUGAAGAACAGUCUGCGAGCCUGGACCGUCCACCAUCGUCCAGAAGAAGCGCGGCCGCCUCCGCGGACAGAUGGCCUUUCAAAUCCACGCUUAACACCCCCGCCGACGGCCAUUCCUGCUCCAAAUGUGUCGCCGGUGCCGCCAUGGCCCGGCUCAGUCUAGGCGAACCGGGUCCGCGACAGAGCCUCGGCGGGACCGACAGGCCCGAGCAUCCUCCUCGUCAACAGAAGAUUCGCUCCCACCAGAAGAGGGCAGUGUUCCUCCGUUGACUGUAUAUUUCUAUUUAAUUUGGCUACAAUCGACAACCAAAUCAUAAGAAAUCUACGCUCACGGUAAUAUUUUCUUUAGUGUAUAAUGAAAUAUGUUAUGAGAAAAUUAUUGCUUCACAAUUAAUAAUGUAAAACAGCGCCCUCUGUAGACCAAGAGGCGAAACACAUCACUGAAGGAAGCGUCUCGUUACUACUGGCAACCAAUAAACGUGAGUAAACUGCGCGAUCGAUUUCAGAGAUCCAGCCUUAAGCCAGCACCAAUUCAGUUUCAAAAAGGUAAGCAACAGCUCAAAUAUUCCACCUCCGGCUGCCACAAUUCAAUACUACAUUGAAUAUAGAGUCCAAUACGGGGUAAACAUCUCACCUUUCCCCCAAAUGUUGUCCCUUUAUUGCUAAUUAUUAUAUUAAAUCUCUCGCCUAAAGGAAGGUUUUUCUGAAACACACAACGGAAGAAUUUAUCCUUACUCUAAACACCUUUCUUGACUGUCUUACUUGGGGAGUUAAAAAAGAACAGGGCCAGAUAACAAACUAAGUCCCCUCGUAGAUCAUAAAGGCCAGUGUCAACAAUAAAGACACAUGAAUGUUGUCCAUUGUUACAGCUCUUAAGUUGGGUGCUUAAGUUGGCACAACAGUAGGAGGCCAUGUGUAAGAGGCUGCCAGUAAAUAGGUUGAUUUAAACUCAGUGGCGGGUGAUGCAUCUAAAGUGUCUCACCAGCAAGAGAUAGAAGUCGCUGCUUCCUAAACAUGAGUUCAACCGUCUGCUGUGAUGCAACAUGUGAUGGAAGAAAGGUGUAGAAGAGGCAGCUUGAAGCGUACGGUACACAAAGAAAUAGGGUGUUGGAGAAGAAAACUGCUGAGUCAUGAGUUCCCCUCUGACCAUGCUGAAGAAGACGAAGCGCUCCCCGCUGCAGGGGACCCUGAGCGAGCCACGGUGCAGACCAAAUGUUGCCUUCAGGAAAGACCCAUCGUCAGCUUCAGAGUGUCAGUCAGAUGAUGGUCCUCAGAGUCCUCAGUGCACAGAAGCUGCCUCCACCACCUCAAACCCGUCCGGAGAUGCCCGGCAGAGCGACUUCGAUCUGAUGUCUGCCAUGAUGCAGCAGGUGAUCCUGCUGGAGAAGAGAGUGUGGAGCCAGGAGGAGGAGCUGCAGCGGAAGGACAGAAAGAUUGCACUGCUGGAGGGAAAGCUGGCGGAAUGGGAACAGUCAGAUGCUGCCCGUGAAGAAACCAACAAGGAAGACCUGGAGGAGAAGUGCCAGCGACUGCAGGAUCAGGUCGCUCAGAUGGAGAGCGUUCUGAGCGAGUUUGGUCUGAUCUGGCUGGGAGAGCCCCGAGACUCUGAGGUCAGCGUCGAGGUCAAGGACUUCUCCAUGGACUUUGACCUGGUGUUGGAGCGAGUCAAGGAGCUGAACGUCCUGGCCGGGGAGGAGCAGACUUUUAUACAACGCACCUCCACCGGGGCGCAGCUGGGGAGGGUCGACCCGGUUCCCCUCCGACUCUACAGCAAUGGAAUCAUCAUGUGCGACGGGCCCUUUCGCUCGUUCCAGGAGCCCAGCGCACAGUGGUGCAUGCUGGACAUCAUGGAGGGCUACUUCCCCUCGGAGCUGCAGGAGCAGUUCCCAGACGGUGUUCCUUUUGAGGUGUACGACCACAGAGAGGAAGAAUUCAACCUGGACCCACUGUGGCUCAGGUUUCCUGGAGACGGACAGACUGUACUUGGAGAGAGAGUUGAGUCCACGAAGCCAGCCUGCUGCCAUUCACUCGGAAGGAAGCCAAAGCUGAACUGGAACAUCCUUCCUAAAGUGAUGAUCAGAGCUGGUGAGCUCUAUGAAAUCAGAGACUCCGUCACAGCAAGCCUGCUGGGGCUUUCUGGAGCCUGCAGUGACUCUCUGAUCCUGGUUGAAACGAAAGCACUGCAGUCUAUGAAGGAGAGGCUGCAGACCUCCACCUGCGAGCGCGCCGGCCCCGCCCUCGGUGAGGUCACUCUCAAGGUGAGGUCAGAGGAUGGAGAGAACACGUACCUGCUGAAGAUGAGCCUCUCAGAAACAGUGGCAGACAUCCGGCGAUAUCUGGACCAGCAUCGGGGGGAGGGAGCUCAGAAGUAUGACAUCAUCAGUGCCAACCCACGCUGCUGUUAUGACGACUCCUGGACGCUGCAGUCAAGUGGGCUGACCAGAAACUUGACCCUGAUUCUGAGGAGGAGGACCUCACCAGCUGGACCCAAACAGAAGCGGCGGGGGGGGCUCAUGUGACGGACAGUCAUCAGUCCUGGCCCAGUAAAGGCUCACGAUCACUCUGUCUGGCGUCACUUGAAAAUGGGUCAUGCAUUUGACUUCAACUACUAAUCCACUGCAGGGAUCUCCCACUCUCUGGCCUCGCCCCACCGGCAGGACGGAGGGAAGGAGAGCCUCCUGAGAAGAACCAAGCCUCAUGACCAGAACCGGAGCACAAACCCGUUCAAAACAAGUCAAAGUUGAAAAUCUUUAUUUCUAAAAUAUGCAAAAACGACAAAGUAUGAAAAUAUAAACAUCUUUUCCCUUUUGCAAAACAUUUGAGAUGGUAAGGCAUGCGAGCUGGACGUUCCAAAAGAGGUGUUGUGCUCGUUCACAGGUCCCGUGAAAUGAAAGUUGCGGUACAAAAGACAGUCUUGCAUAUUUUGCCACAGGCGGAAUCCCUUGCUUCAACUGUGGAGAGUCCAGGUUUCCCCACGUGGCUUCAUUUGCAUACAGAGGAAAUCAAUUCUGCCGAACACCAACAUGACUUCAGGGGGACCAGCCGACCCCUCCGUCAUCCAACCACACCCCAUAGGACCUUCAGACACUCACAGAAGUAUUACAGAAAUAUGUUAUAGAACACUUUUCGUUGUCAAUGCAAACAAAAAUAAAUAAUACUGUCGGUCAAAUUGUUAAAGCCAAUCAGCCAUUACAAACCUGAAACAUACAGAACAUAGCGAGUCACUGUCUGACUGGGAAGCUGCGAUAGGCCCUGCGUUUCCUACAUUCAGAGUCAGGGAAUGUCUCGGCUAUUCUACCGGGCCGACGCGCUGAGAGACGUGUUCCGGAGGAGGCCGGCGCUCGCGGCCCUCAGAGGUUGCAGCGAAUGGUGAGACGAAGGCACAAGUUGGUGUCGGGAGCAGGAAGACGCACUCAGACAUUCACGCUGGCCGAGAUUCUUUGGUUAGGGCUGUGCAAGAGCACUGGUUUGGUUUCCAAAUCCUCCCUCCGGCCAGUCUAAACCCUAUGGUACACUUUUCCACCAUUUCAAAUAAUGGCGCAACAAAGGUCCUUAAAUACUUCAGUUGAUUGUCAACCACUUCUCAAAAAAAAAACUCCCCUGAGGAGGGAAGUCUGAAUAAAUUAAGCACAAGGGUCACAAAGGUCUAAGACUGUUUGGUAAAAGAUCACAGGUCAUCACUGUCGAACACAAUCUGGAGGAUCAAGUAAUGGAGGUUGCUUUCGGUUAGCCCUUGGACUGAAAUAGACCAACUCACCAGGGGACGGGGAGCUAGAGGAGGGAGAACCACUUGGGCUUUCCUUUGUCCUCCUUUUAAGAAA